Messenger RNA from Drosophila pseudoobscura, 1526 nucleotides. Its product is annotated as glycine-rich protein DOT1. The transcript has 2 exons. Bases 208 to 1350 code for a protein of 380 amino acids. The record is from RefSeq and is a predicted model, not a curated record. Lineage: Eukaryota; Metazoa; Arthropoda; Insecta; Diptera; Drosophilidae.
UAUGCUGUUUUGUUGCGUUGCUAAUUUGAAUUGUGGGACUUCAUUAUGAUCGCUUACAUCGUAUGGCCGGAUCGGAUCAUCGUAUAAAAGAGUCGUGAUGCUUUCGGUCUGACAUCAGUCGUCUCUGAAGAGCAUCACCACUCAAGGCGUUAGGAACCUUUCGGUACUGGUAUCGUUGUCAUCGAAUCAAGUGGAAUAGUAGUUAACAUGAAGGUCUUCGUUUGUAUGUGUGCUCUCUUUGCUGUGGCCAACGCCGGCUUCCUCGGUCUGCUCGGAGGUGGCGGUGGUGGCGGCGGUGGCGGUGGCGGCGGCGGUCUUAAGGCCGGCAUCAGCUUGGGCGGCAGCAGCGGCGGUGGUGGCGGCGGCUAUGGUGGCGGAGGCGGCUAUGGUGGUGGCUACAACGGCGGCUCACAUGGCGGACAUGGCGGUCAUGGUGGCGGUCCCGUCCAGGUGGUCAAGGUCAUCCAUCAGCAAGGCGGCUACUCUGGCGGCGGCUACUCCGGAGGCGGCGGCGGCGGUGGAGGCUAUGCCGGCGGCUAUGGCUAUGAGCCCGCCCCACAGGUCUACAAAGUAAAGGUCAUCUCCGAAGGCGGCAGCCAUGGCCAUGGUCCAGCCCCCGGACCAGUCUACGGUGCCCCAGAAUCCGUCAAGGUGAUCAAGCUAUUGUCGGAGUCCGCUCCUCUGGUCAGCGGUCCAUCUUUCGUUGGAGGCGGCGGCGGCGGCUCGUCGGGUGUUUCCCAGGUGAUCAAGGUGGUGCACGAGAACCAUGACGGUGGUGCUUCCUACGGCGGACAUUCUGGCUCAAUUCAGGGUGGACACGCCAAGGUUGUGCGCGUUAUCCAUGAGCAUUCGGGCGGCUUUGGCGGAGGCCCAGCUUACGCUCCCAUCGAUGUUCCCGGACCAGCUCCGGUGUCUUCCUACCUGGCCCCUGUCCAGGAGGCUCCAGUUUAUGCUCCCCCUGCACCCGCUCCAGUCUAUGCUGCCCCUGCACCCGCUCCAGUUUAUGCUGCUCCCGCUCCAGCUCCAGUGUAUGCCUCCCCACCUCAAGUGAACUAUGCUCCAGCUCCUGCCCCGGCUCCGGUAUAUUCUGCUCCCGCUCCAGCUCCAGUGUAUGCCUCCCCACCUCAAGUGAACUAUGCUCCAGCUCCUGCCCCGGCUCCGGUAUAUUCUGCUCCCGCUCCAGCUCCAGUGUAUGCCUCCCCACCUCAGGUGUACAGUGCCCCCAUCCAGGCACCUGCGCCGAUCCUGAGCAUCCCCCACCAAGCACCAGCCCCAGUGUUCGCGCCCGAGGAACAACUCCUGCCCGUGGGACAUGCGCCCGCCCAGACCUACGGCCCACCAGCCUACUAAGACGCUUUCCCCCCACCUCCCCGUCGCCACACAUCCCAGACUCGGGAAGACCUUCGACCUACUACUACUACCACUCUACCUCUAUCGACUUUUCCUACACAACGCCAUGAGUUAAUUUAAGUCAUUUUUUUACCCAUUUUUUUUGCUAGAAAAUACAUAAAUACCGAAAAGAAAAA